Messenger RNA from Pogonomyrmex barbatus (red harvester ant), 1758 nucleotides. It is a transcript of the gene Tango4, whose product is annotated as transport and golgi organization 4. Gene Ontology annotation, biological process: mRNA splicing, via spliceosome. Gene Ontology annotation, cellular component: Prp19 complex; precatalytic spliceosome; catalytic step 2 spliceosome. Gene Ontology annotation, molecular function: protein binding. The record is from RefSeq and is a predicted model, not a curated record. NCBI's taxonomy places the organism in Eukaryota, Metazoa, Arthropoda, Insecta, Hymenoptera, Formicidae.
AGUGUGCGAAGGAAUUUGAGGAAUUUCACAAAAAAGAUCGGUAUAGCCGUUAUCGGAUUUCUUUCUGUUUUAUAGCGUCUCGCUUUACAUAAAAAUCCCCAUCUGUCAAAAAAAAUGGAAGUCUCCAAUGGAUUGGCGCGAGAGGAAAGCAACUAGAGAAGAGUCCUCUAACCUCUAAAACGCCGAUUCGAAAUACGAAAUAAAUAUCUUACAACUUCAGAAGUGUGGAAUUUUGAAAAUAUUUUACAAUAUUAAGAAGCAUGGAUGUCCAACGGCAUUCCGUGCACACACUAGUGUUUCGAUCCUUAAAAAGGACUCAUGAUAUGUUUUUGUUAAAUCAAGGAUCUUUACCUCCAGAAGAUCCUAUCCUACAGCAGAUGAAGAAGGUUAUAAAAGCAAAAGACUGUUAUGGCCCAGUAUUAGAACGCGUCAAGCAAAAUAAUAUAGCCAAAGUACAACAGGAAAAUGACACUGCAGAUCCUCCACCACCAGGAGAUGAAACUUUUGGAGUUAAUACUACUUUUGCUGUUGUUCCUUAUAAUAUAACAAAAGGAAGCACAAGCAUAGUAUCAACAAGUAUAGGAAGCAAUAUAAGUAAUAGUGGUGUAAUGCCACAGAAGAAGAUACCUUCAAUGGCGAAACCCAAAUGGCAUGCACCAUGGAAAUUGUAUAGAGUUAUCAGUGGUCAUCUGGGAUGGGUAAGAUGCUGUGCUGUAGAACCUGGAAACGAGUGGUUUGCUACAGGCUCGGCCGACAGAGUGAUCAAGAUAUGGGACUUAGCAAGUGGCAAGCUGAAGGUUUCAUUGACUGGUCAUAUAAGCAGUGUUCGUGGCCUUGCAUUUUCACAAAGGCACCCAUACCUAUUUUCUUGCGGAGAGGACCGCCAGGUCAAGUGCUGGGAUCUAGAAUAUAAUAAAGUGAUCAGACACUACCAUGGCCACUUGUCAGCAGUAUAUUCCAUGGCAUUGCAUCCGACUAUAGAUGUUUUGGUAACAGCCGGACGAGAUUCCACUGGAAGAGUGUGGGAUAUGCGUACCAAGGCCAAUGUUCACACUCUUGUCGGACAUACUAAUACAGUGGCUAGUGUGAUCUGCCAAUCUGCUGAGCCACAGAUUGUCACUGGCAGUCACGAUUGCACGAUACGUUUGUGGGAUCUUGCUGCUGGGAAAUCUAGAGCAACUUUAACGAAUCACAAGAAGAGCGUACGAGCUCUGACAUUCCAUCCGUCUUUGUACAUGUUUGCCUCAGCAUCGCCAGACAAUAUUAAACAGUGGAAAUGUCCGGAAGGAAAAUUCAUUCAAAAUCUAUCAGGUCACAAUGCCAUAGUUAAUUGCUUGGCUGUGAACGCCGAUGGGGUUCUAGUUUCCGGUGCUGACAACGGUACCAUGCAUCUCUGGGAUUGGCGAACUGGAUACAAUUUCCAACGACUCCAAGCACCGGUCCAGCCUGGCUCGAUGGAUAGCGAAGCUGGAGUGUUUAGCAUUACGUUCGAUAUGUCGGGCACUCGCAUGAUUACAACAGAGGCUGAUAAGACUAUUAAAGUAUACAAGGAAGACGAUACUGCUACCGAAGAGACGCAUCCAGUUGACUGGCGACCUGACAUAAUAAAGCGAAGAAAAUAUUGAAUUCUAAUUUAUUCAAAUGUAUAUAUAUUGAUCCAACUAAUUUAACGUAAUUACUGUCACGUGUUCAAAGAUUAUUUUUUAUAUAAGAUUACUUUGACUUCCAGGCUGUAAUGGAUAUAAAGCUAAGUUGCAA